UGAUUGAAGAGAUUGUCGAAGAUUUGCAAUGAAGUCAGUCAAUGGCGUAGGUUUAGCUUCAAAAGUCAAAAGGGAUCUUUAACUUUUGGGGAGGUCUUAUUGAACCUCCGUUUACUUUUGGAAGUUUGACCACAUAGACUAAUGAUGGCUUCUUCUUCAUCCUCUUCGUCUCAUGUCUGGAAGUAUGAUGUGUUCCUGAGUUUCCGAGAAGAAGACACCCGCAAAAACAUCGUCAGCCAUUUGCACAAAGAACUUGUCAACAGUGGAGUUGUUACCUUCAAAGAUGAUAAAAGGCUUGAGAUAGGGGACUCCAUUUCCGAAGAAAUCAGCAGAGCUAUCCAAGACUCCAGAUUCGCUCUUGUCAUUUUAUCAAAGAACUACGCUUCAUCUAGUUGGUGCAUGGAGGAGCUCCUUAUGAUUAUGGAUCUUCACUUUAAAAAGAAGAUUAAAGUCGUCCCCAUUUUCUAUGGAGUUGAUCCUUCUCACGUGAGACAUCAGACUGGGAGUUUCACAUUCGACAAGUACCAAGGGUUAGAAAUGGCUAACAAGGUCACGCAUUGGAGAAAAGCUCUUACCCAGAUCGCCAGCAUAGCAGGCAAGGAUUUUGCAACUUGUGAGGACGAGGCCUUGAUGAUUGAAGAGAUUGUUGAAGGCAUUUCAAACCAGUUGUUAAUUAUGCAGCCAGUAGAUUACAGUGAUAUUGUUGGAAUGGAAGCUCACAUGGAGCUACUGAGUUCUCUUUUGAGUAUGGAAUCUAAGGACGAGGUUCGUAUGAUAGGAAUCUGGGGAAUGGGAGGCAUUGGCAAAACCACCAUUGCCAGGUGUCUCUUUGACCGGUUUUCAAGGCCAUUUCCAACUCGUUGUUUCCUUGAAAACGUUUCGAAGAUAUACAGAAACCAUGAUGCCUCGUAUUUACGGAAAAAGUUUAUUUCAACAGCACUUGGUCUUGCUGAGGAGAAGAUGAAGUUCUCGAGUGUAGAAAUUGGACCCCAGGAGAUUAAGGCAAGGUUUGGACGUCGUAAAGUCUUUGUUGUCUUUGAUAAUGUGGAUGACAUGAAACAGGUGCAUGCCCUCGCUAAAGAGUCCAACUGGUUUGGUCCAGGUAGCCGAAUUAUCAUAACAACACGGGACAGGGGCUUGCUUAUUUCAUGUGGAGUAAGAACUGUAUAUGAAGUCAAGUGCUUGGAUACUGGUGCUGCUCUUCAGUUAUUUAAUCAGUUGGCUUUUGAAGGAGGGAUUCCUCCUUCUGAACUUUAUGAAAAACUGGCAAUCCGAGCGUCCUGGCUUGCUCAAGGUCUUCCAGCCGCUAUUGAAGCUUACGGUUUAUUUUUCCGAAGAAUGGCAUCUUUGAAGGAGUGGGAUGAUGCGUUAUGUAGAUUUAUAGAAGCUCCUCAUAAAAAUGUUAUGGAGAUCUUGAAAAUUAGCUACGAUGGCUUAGAGGAGGCAGAUAAGAAUGUUUUUCUUCAUGUAGCGUGCCUCUUUAAUGGUGAGCCUCUCCAUCGUGCCACUACCCUUCUCGAUGAUGGUGAACUACAGGGUUGUCUGGGAUUAAAGAUAUUGGCUGAAAAGUCUCUUAUUGAAAUCACAGCUGGUGGGUAUAUAAAGAUGCAUAGUUUGAUAGACCAAACUGCUAGAACAAUUGUGAAUCAAGAAUCCGUGCAGAGGCCCCAGGGACGAAGAGUAUUGUGGGAUCCUUAUCAAAUUUAUAAACUACUGGAAAGUAACGCGACGAGCGAACCAACUAAUUGCAUGUCGUUACACAUGUGUGACAUGGUUUUCGCGUUGCAUUUGGGUGGGUAUACGAAGUACCACGACACGCUCAAAUUCCUCAAGAUCUACAAGCACUCGGAUCAUAUAAAGUCCAAGCUGCAUUUAAGUAGUGACGAUACAAAUCUACUUUCAUCGAGGCUUAGAUUACUACAAUGGGACACAUUUCCAUUGACAACAUUCCCUUGCCGAUUCCGUCCACGAGAUCUUGUUGAAGUCAGUCUACAUCGCAGCAAUCUGACUGUAUUCUGGGAAGAGACCAUGGAGAUGCCAAACUUGAGAAGAUUGGACUUGUCAGGCUCUGAAAAUCUGGAACAUCUUCCAGAUCUUUCAAUGGCCGUGAAUUUGGAGGAAUUGAUAACUCGAGGCUGCAAGAGGCUGAAGAGAAUUCCAGAGUCCAUCAGUAACCUUACGAUGCUGACAAAGCUUGAUGUCUCAUACUGUGAUCAACUUAAUAGUUACCACAUCACUAUAAGGGAACUGAGUGGGGGCUGUCGUCAAGUUGCUCUGUAUUUCUCGGGUAAAGAGGUGGAAAUGGAGUCCAUUACAAAUCUAUCCGUGGGAGGAAACAUACAUAUUCAGAUGUUGUGGCUUGAUGGCAACGCAGAUCACCUCUGUUUUAGUACUGAGCAUCAAGCACCUGAUGAAUUGAUGAAGGGGGAGCAACAACUACCUCAUAAUGAACCACCUCUUGAAUUUUCUAUGAGGACACUGCAUGCAGUGUCAGAGUUUCAUUGUCCUGAACCGAUGAGGAAAGCAGAGCAGAAACCACGACCCAUGUCAGAAUUCCAUGAAUUCAAUUUGAUAGACAUUAUCAGGUUUAACUACAACGCUGAUGAUGCAAGUUUCCUCUGCUAUGGCCUUUCCAUGUUUCCCUGCUUGAAAGAGUUAAAUCUAAUCAACUUAAACAUCGAAGUGAUCCCGGAUGACGUAUGUGGUUUGCAAUUCCUAGAGAAAUUGGACUGGAGUGGCAAUGAUUUUGAGACUUUACCAGAAACCAUGAAUCAACUUCCCAGGUUGAAAUAUGCCAGCCUUUGUAACUGCCGCAGACUAAAAGCAUUGCCAGAACUAGUUCAGUUGGAGAGAAUCAAACUCUCUGGCUGUGUGAGUCUCCAAUCAGUGUUCAAAAUAUCUCAUGCUGAACAAGAUUGGGGCAGAUUCCAGUUGCUGGAGCUUUGGGUUGACGACUGCAAGACCAUUCAAUCAAUUUCAGAUAAGUUUGGACAAUAUAUUAAGCUAUCAUAUGUAGAUCUUAGCAGGAAUGACUUUGAGACAUUGCCAUCAAGUAUCGGAGGUCUUUUCUCUCUGGGAACUCUCUGCCUCAAUAAGUGCAAGAAACUCAAAUCGAUAGAAAGAGUCCCAUUGUGCCUUAAAUAUCUCUACGCCCAUGGCUGUGAAUCCCUGGAAACGAUUUCCCUUCCUUUGAACCAUUCUGUAAAGCACCUUGAUCUAAGCCAUUGUUUCUGCUUAAAGCAGGAUGAACAUUUAAUCACUCAGUUUCUUAACGAGGGAGAAAACAAAGAGGAGUCACUGAGAUUUGCUUUCUUUCCUGGAACCGAGGUGCCCAGUUACUUCGACAAGAUUAAGACAGGAAAGUCCCUAACGAUUGGCUUACCCCAUAUUUGGCCAUCCCCGAAAAUGCUGGGUUUUGAUGGGUGUAUCAUGCUUUCUUGCAAGAAGCCCUUCCAUAUACGAUUCUCGCCAUUUUCUUAUGACUGGGACUGGGGAUAUGAAAGGUACUUUUAUUUGUACCUUAAACCAGAUUUCUUUCAUUGCCGGGAAAGUAGUUUUCAUAGUACUGAAGAUGAAGAAGAAGCUGUUAAAUCAGAUCACCUGGUUAUCAUCCGAGGGUUAAAAAACUUCAGCGACAAAAUCAACAAGUUUGGCAUCCAAUCUGAUUUGCAAUUCUCAGAGGAGUUUAAGUCUCCCCCUGCGGAGCUAAAAUCAUGUGGAUUUAGCUUGAUUUGGGAAGAUGACCAAACAGACAAGAUAACCAAAAACAAAAAACAAAGACCUGUCGAUUCUCUUCAAAUUUGGAAAGUUGAAGAACCUUUAGAAAAUCUUAAUAGGGAAUCUGUCAGUUGUGGAGACUAGAUGUACAGACUUUAACAUUUUGACCAAAGUUCCAGUCUUCCAGAUCUUGCAAGGGCCACACUAUUUAAGGAGUUGAUACUGAAAGGCUGUACAAGACUGGAACAAACUCCAGGGUCCAGUGGUAGUUUAUUUUGCCUGCCAAAACUCGAUUUAUCACAUUGUGACUGCUUCACAAAUCUUCGGAUGCGCUCGCCUAGCGAAAAACAGAAAAGACUGUCCAUUCAGAAUGUGGACUCAGUGGAGGGCGGCUAAUCAUAUUGAAGCUUCCCAGAGCAGUAAAAAAAUUAACUUUUCUUGGAAACCCAUCCACAGAGGGGGAAAUAGACGACAAAUUGAUUUUCAACUCGUUUGGGAAGUGUAGAUUUUGUUUUACCUUUUUUUAUCGCAUGUAUCUUUUCUAUAUACAUAUGGAAUGGAAACCAUAAGUGUGGAAUGCAUUCGGAUUAUCAGGGUAAUCUUUGUUUGGUCAAAACUAAUACUGUGGAAUCAAUCAUGGAUCAAGCUCUGAGAAAUAUAUAUAAUGUUCUAUUCAGGUGCAGUUGCUGGAGCCAGAGAGCCUUUGAGUUCUGGAAUACCCUUGUUGUCAAUAUCGUUGAACUGGAAGUAUGAUGAAAGCCAAGAAAGUGGCUUACCUUUGAUUAACAGCAACUAUCAGUGACAUAGAGAAAGAAGGUUUCCCUAAAGACUGCUCUCUUAACAUAGAAAUUCCAACAUCACCCUCACAAAACAAGGUAAUGACAGGUUUCUGUGACUCCAUUGUCUCUGUUCCAAAGGUUGAUUCGGGAACUCAAGUCACAGAAUCAGAAUGGAUCUCCAAAGCCCUGAUAGAUGAAAAAGGUCAUACUAGUAAAUUAUGUUGCAUGAUUGGCAAAAACACUCCCAACAAAUGUUUUGUUUUUUGGUAUAAAUGUUAAGAAACGGACGAAACCAAGCCAACUCUUCCAACAAAUCUGGUAACUCGAUUCUGCAUUGUUUGUUCUUGUGAUAUUGUUCUCAACUUAUCAUUUAACCCUUUUGUUUAUUUUAUU
Molecule: messenger RNA, 4889 nt
Organism: Camelina sativa (false flax)
Lineage: Eukaryota; Viridiplantae; Streptophyta; Magnoliopsida; Brassicales; Brassicaceae
Source: RefSeq, a predicted model, not a curated record